Suillus plorans is the source of this 234-nucleotide messenger RNA. RefSeq lists its product as uncharacterized. The transcript has a single exon. Gene Ontology annotation, molecular function: nucleic acid binding; ATP binding. NCBI's taxonomy places the organism in Eukaryota, Fungi, Basidiomycota, Agaricomycetes, Boletales, Suillaceae. The record is from RefSeq and is a predicted model, not a curated record. The annotation marks the transcript as partial.
CCUUGUCUGUGGCAGCUGAAAGUAGCGCAUGCUCUCCUCAAAGGUGACCAGGAUGUCCUAUGCAUUGCAGGCACAGGGAUGGGUAAGACCCUUGGCUGCUGGAUUCCAUUGCUGUUUCACAUCAAUAACAUCCAGCUCAUUGUCACUCCACUGAACCUACUGGGAAAACAAAAUGCAUUAUCUCUUGCGAAGGCUAGCAUCCAGGCCAUUGCUAUCAAUGCAGAAACUGCUAGC